Molecule: messenger RNA, 519 nt
Organism: Bipolaris sorokiniana ND90Pr
Lineage: Eukaryota; Fungi; Ascomycota; Dothideomycetes; Pleosporales; Pleosporaceae
Exons: 1
Source: RefSeq, a predicted model, not a curated record
CACAAGAACCAGAUGCAGGCGGAGCUGGAGAAGGCUAGGCUCCUUGAUGAAGAAUACGAGGCCUAUCAGGCUCUACUGAACAAAUCCAACCAUCAGCCUGUCCCCGGUCACUACCGCACCAAAAGCGGCAGCCACAUGAAAAUCGUGGCUAACGGUACGAGUUGGACGCGACAAGGAGUUUCUGCCGAGGAGCAGGAACUGCCUUUCGGCUUCAUAUGGGUGCCAUACCCAUCAAUCGAGCAGACUGGAUGGCCGAUGACAAUUCAAGAGCUUUACUACAACGGAGCUCCGACAUACCAACUUGUCAUGCCACAAAAAGUUGGCUUCAGCAACCUCGGCGACCAUAUCACCCAACAUGGCGCCACAUAUUCGGCAUACCAGCUCAACAAGCUGGCCGUUGUCGAGAACGGGCCCAAAAACGUUGGGUACCAAGCGGUUUCAACGACUACGCUCGAUCUCUCUCGCGAGCAUAUUCGCGUUUACGAAAACGGUGCCAUCGAAAUAGUGCCGCCGGUCCCA